This is a messenger RNA of Hypomesus transpacificus, 5109 nucleotides long. It is a transcript of the gene apba1b, whose product is annotated as amyloid beta (A4) precursor protein-binding, family A, member 1b. NCBI's taxonomy places the organism in Eukaryota, Metazoa, Chordata, Actinopteri, Osmeriformes, Osmeridae. Bases 360 to 3497 code for a protein of 1045 amino acids. Gene Ontology annotation, cellular component: cytoplasm; plasma membrane; dendritic spine. The record is from RefSeq and is a predicted model, not a curated record. Gene Ontology annotation, biological process: chemical synaptic transmission. The transcript is spliced from 13 exons. Gene Ontology annotation, molecular function: protein binding; amyloid-beta binding.
UGCGGCCAGGGAGUGAAUUGGCGGCGUCUCUUUUUCCGUGAGCGUAAAAGUGGUGCAGAGCAGAACGGGUGGUCAUAAAUACGGCACCACCGGCGCAGCACCGUCAAUAUAUGUUGUUACAGCAGUCUUUGAAAGGCGCUUUGUGCAUCAGUAAUCCGCUCUGAUGUCACCGUGCAGAAGGAGGGGCUGACCGCUUGGGCCCAAUCUAUGCAAGUUGUCAAAGGGACCGAGAUAGACUGGAAGAUGGCGAGGCGGACCGUAAUACGAUCUACCCGCUCCUAAGACACAGGCAGUGCUUCGAUUAGCAUUUCCUUGGAAACCUAAGGAGCAUGCUCAGAACGUGAACAGACCAGAGCAGCAUGAGUCAGAGGGAGCAGGGGGAGGAGCUUAGAUCUCCGGGAGCCGUGGGGGAGGAGCCUAGGGCGGCUCGUAGCCGCCAGCCCAACGGCACUGCGGGGGAGCCUGUCCGGAGGAGCUGGAGACCCUGUCAGAUGAUGGGCCAGGACGAGCACAACCCUCAUCAUCAUCAUCCUCCUCCUCACCAGCAUCACCAGGGGCGCGGGCCCCCCCGACACCGCAAGCGACCCUCCCCGGGUCACGACCCUGAGCCCCACCUCACGCACCCCCCCCCGCGCCCGGGCGUGGCCCGCUACCGUCGCCAGGGAGACAGCGCCCCGAGGGUCAGAGGUCACAGGCAGAGACCGCCGCAGUCGCCCGACCCUCCUCGGGAGAGACGGACGCCCGAUGGACCAAUGGAACAGCAGCGUGUGGCACACGCCCCUCUGAACCACCAAUCACAGGACGCCGCAGCGCCUGACCUCACUCCUGUUGCUAUAGUAACACCUACAGACCACAAGGUGGAUUUCCUCACCCCAGAUUUGACCCCCGAGGACCAGCUCCCUCCCUCCCCCCUUCCCUUCCCCCUCUUGGAGGACAACCAGGAAGAAGCCGAAGGGGGCCAUCCAAUCAGAGCUCAGUAUACUAGUGCGGAGGGGAAGAACCCAGAGGAGGAUGAAGGAUGGGAAGAUGAAUAUGUAGAGGAGGAGCAACAUGAAGAAAAAGAUGGAGGAGAGGAUGAAGAAGGGGUUGAAAGAGAGGAGGGAGGAGAGGAAGACGUGGGGGUUGAAAGAGGUGAGGAUGGAGGGAGGGAUGAGGAGGAAGAGGGAGCAAACGACCCAUGCUCUGACACAGAGAGUGCUGCCUCUCUGAGCAUGGAGGCUCCUCCCCACAGCCCUCCCCCCCUCCUAUCACCAUCCACCCCCUCGUCCCCGGACACGCCCAACUUCCCGCCUCUGCGUCAUCAACUGGACCACUUUGACCAAUACGACGAGGAUCCCAGCCAGAGCCCCACCCCCGACGACGACCCUUUACCCGACGACGAGAGAAGCCCAGAUUCCUACUGCUACUCCACCUCCUACCCCAAAACCUACGCUGACUUUUACACCCAGGCUCACCCGCAUUCCAACCACGAGCCCUUUUCAGAGUCCUACUCCGAGCCCUAUGCCAAAUCCUACCCCAGCUCCUUCCCUGAGCCCCUCAAGGUGUCCUACCCAGAGCUGCCAAGGGAGCCUGGUAGGAGGUCAGGGAGGAGAGCGGACCAGUCCCACCCCAGCCACAGACACAGACCCAGGGAAGCUCCAGAGCCCCACCCCGCUGAUCGCGAUCUCCGAGCCCCCAGACAGAGCAGGGACGUGGGAUCCCACCGGCCCAGUGCCUGGCAGGGGACCUCCGUGGGAUCCAGGCUUCACCACUACAACGGGCAUUCAGACGGCGAGGGCGACAGCUCCAGGGAGAGCCUCAGUUCCCACAAUCUGCCGCCACCCACCAGGCACGCUGUGGCAGAAGCCCAGGUAGAGUGCCCUCGCCCUGGCAGGGCCGGUCCAGGCGAGUCCCAGGAUGAGACGGGCCUCUCGGAGAAGAGUGCGAGGGGAUCGGGAGAUGCGAUCACUCUGGCUAUUAAGGAUAUCAAAGAGGCCAUAGAGGAGGUGAAGAUUAAGACCGUGCGGUCCCCGUACACCCCUGACCGCUCCGUAGAGCCAGUCUGGGUGAUGAGGCAGGAGGUCAGUCCUUCAGAGGAGGAGUUCCCCUCACAGCCACUAGGGGGCAACAACACCUCUAUUCCCCAGUCCCCCUCCCAAUCUUUCUCUCAGUCUCCAUCCCUCUAUGCCCCAGCUCCUACUACAGCUUCUGCUCCAAUCCCAGAGCCUGCCUUCAAUGUGAGGGCGGAGUCUUCUAGAACUCACCAAUCCCAGCAGAGGGAGCCUCCCAGGCUGCCUCAGCCCACCAUAGAAGAGAUACGACGAGCAAUGCCCUCCUUUCCUACAUUUGUGGAGGUCCCUGGACCAUGUGACCCAGAUGACCUCAUCGACGGCAUCAUCUUUGCGGCGAGCUACCUUGGCUCCACCCACCUGCUGUCGGAGAGGACGCCCACAAAGACGGCCCGCAUGCAGCAAGCCCAGGAGGCCAUGAGCAGAGUCCGGCAGCCCCCCGAGACUGAACUCCCAGCCUCGACAGAAGUAGAUCUCUUUAUGUCCACACAGAGGAUCAAAGUUCUGCACGCUGAUAAUCAGGAGUCUCUGAUGGACCUUCCCCUGAGGACCAUCUCCUACAUAGCAGACAUCGGGAACAUGGUGGUUCUGAUGGCCCGGGGGAAGAUGGUACGGUCCAGAAGUGCUCAGGACAAUCUGGACCAAACCAACGAACACCCGGGCAGCGCCCGUGACGACCGGCGCCAGUACAGGAUGGUGUGCCACGUGUUCGAGUCGGAGGAUGCCCAGCUGAUAGCUCAGUCCAUCGGCCAGGCGUUCAGUGUGGCCUACCAGGAGUUCCUGAGAGCCAAUGGCAUCGACCCUGAGGACCUGAGCCAGCGGGAGUACAGCGACCUGCUCAACACCCAGGACAUGUACAACGAUGACCUCAUCCACUUCUCCAAGUCGGAGAACUGCAGAGACGUGUACAUAGAGAAGCAGAAGGGGGAGAUUCUGGGCGUGGUGAUCGUGGAGAGCGGCUGGGGCUCCAUCCUGCCCACCGUCAUCAUCGCCAGCAUGAUGCAUUCUGGGCCGGCGGAGAAGUCCGGUCGGCUCAACAUCGGAGACCAGAUAAUGACCAUUAACGGCACCAGUCUGGUGGGACUGCCUCUCAAUACCUGCCAGAGCAUCAUCAAGGGUCUGAAGCCCCAGUCCAGGAUCAAGAUGAACAUGGUCAAGUGUCCUCCUGUUACCAUGGUGCUCAUACGCAGACCGGACCUACGAUACCAGCUGGGCUUCAGCGUACAGAACGGCAUUAUCUGCAGCUUGAUGAGGGGCGGGAUAGCGGAGAGGGGCGGGGUCAGGGUGGGUCACCGCAUCAUCGAGAUCAACAGCCAGAGCGUGGUGGCCACGCCCCACGAGAAGAUCGUCCACAUCCUGUCCAACGCCGUGGGCGAAAUCCACAUGAAGACAAUGCCGGCAGCCAUGUACCGUCUGCUGACAGCCCAGGAACAGCCUGUCUACAUUUGACUGACUGCAUCACACAACCCUCAAAACCCCCUACCACCCUUCCAAACUCACCCCUGUACCCUCUCACUCCUCCCACCUCUUACCAAGUUAUUUCUUCACUUCAGUUUGCUCACACAGUCUUGGACCUAUUGCUUGUUUUUUACCUAGUCGUGUUUGAUGUCACACUGUACUUAAUGUUCAUCUCAGCACUGACUUGCCUUAAUCUGUUACUGUCAUGACAUCGUAUGACCGUGGCUGGAGCCUCUGCUCCCGAGUAAGAAGGCACAGAUUAAUCCACUUGGCAGUGUUAACGUGACGUGUUUUAUCAGUACCAAAGACAACUGUGAAAUUGAACGAGCAUAUUUAGAGGGCGGUGUAGAAAGUAAGGAAUAUCUUUGGUAUUUGAGUCCUAUGAAUGUACUUAUAUUACUGCUAUUAAACAUUUAGGUUUAAACUUUUGGUCAUCCGAAAGACGAGUUGUUAACUGGACCAAAAUAGCGUGGAGUAAAGAUGACAGUGGCGUAUGUCAACUAUGCUAAGCUAAUUUACAAACUAGCUAAGGUGAAGGUCAGGCUUUCCAAAGUUUUUUCUAUUUGUUUACUGAACUUGUAUUUAUACAAAUGUUUCCCACUUAAUUUGUGCGUUGUGUUGGAGAGACUUUUUUAUUCACCAAUAUUUAUUUCUGGGGGUGAACAUUUUGGAUCAAAUAUUGUAUUAAAGUGCUUGCACACUGCCCCAGCAUACAGCAAACUCCAAAUGUUGGUGGUUGUAAAACAAUGUUGCAGAACACGUUGUGUGCUAAGACACAUACUCACCCAACACAGGUGCAUUUCUGUUCCCCAAUUCAAUAUUCUGUUAAACAUUAACCCUCCUGUUGUCUCCUGGUCAAAUGUUUCCCAUAUAAAAGUAAAAAAUAUUUCAGAAAUAUUACCCUUUUUUCUUAUUGGAACAAAGCUUCAAAACAACUAACAUGUAGAACUAGGCUAGUUACAAGCUACAAGGAAGCAUUAAGCUAUGACCUUUAGCGAUUGUGUGACUCCAACCAUUUGAUAUGUUCCCACAGGUGUAGGCCUGCUAUAGUGAGACUCACCGGAGUGCUGGGCAACAGAAAUCUAAAUGUUCAUGUUCCCAUUAUGCGAUAUGUCGAGUUGGGAACGUAGAACCGAUGACUUCAGUGAGGGAUCACCUUCUCCAGAGACGGUUGUAAAAAGUCACCCACACCCGGUGUGAACCUCAGGGCCACCGAGGUCGAGCAGAAUAUGAAUAACAAUUGUCCAGAAUUCAAACAAUAAAAGACACGAGUAACAAUUAUUUAUUUGUAUUUAUUCCAGAAAUUUGAGUACUCGAUCGAUAAAGAAUCAGACAUUCAGUAUAAAGAAACAGACAUGAAGACGUAUAUUGUGAUUCUCUGGUAUAAAAAGAUGAGCGUCUCUGAGUAUACGCGCAUAUAUUUAUAUAUAUAUAUAUAUAUAUAUAUAGUAUACGCACAGGAGACGCCAGAACAGUGACUGUCUCUAUGAAACUAAUACACAAAAGAAAUAAAACAAGCUUUUUUUUUCUUCUCAAACCAUACCCGAUGGUAACAACAUUGGGACCAAGAGCUUCAUGCUUGCUUGUCCUUUCAGUGAACAGA